CGGGGCCUCUGCGCUGAACCCCGGGAACCCGGAGACUGAGACAUGGCUGCUCCCCGAGACGCCGAGAUCCGGAAGGACGUGCAGGACUACUACGGGCAGGUGCUGAAGACCUCUGCGGACCUCCAGACCAACGCCUGUGUCACCCCAGACACCCCGGUCCCCGAGCACAUACGACAAGCCCUGAGGAAUGUACAUGAAGAAGUUACCGCGAGGUAUUAUGGCUGCGGUCUGGUUAUCCCCGAGUGUCUGGAGAAUUGCUGGAUUUUGGAUCUGGGUAGUGGAAGUGGCCGAGAUUGCUAUGUUCUUAGUCAGCUGGUCGGUGAGAAGGGUCAUGUCACCGGAAUAGACAUGACUGAGAGCCAGGUGGAAGUGGCUAAAAACCAUCUUCACUACCACAUGGAAAAAUUUGGCUUCCAGACAUCCAAUGUGACUUUUCUUCAUGGCUGCAUUGAGAGGCUGGCAGAGGCUGGAAUCCAGAAUGAGAGCUAUGAUAUUGUUGUAUCAAAUUGUGUUAUUAACCUGGCCCCUGAUAAACAAGAAGUGUUGCGGGAGGCAUUUCGAGUGCUGAAGCUUGGCGGGGAGCUAUAUUUCAGUGACGUCUAUGCUAGCCUUGAAUUGCCAGAAGAAAUCAAGACACACAAGGUUUUAUGGGGUGAGUGCCUGGGUGGUGCUUUGCACUGGAGGGAUCUUGCCAUCCUUGCCCAGAAGAUUGGGUUUUGCCCUCCACGUUUGGUCACUGCCCAUUUCAUUACAAUUCAAAACACAGAGCUACAAAGAGUUACUGGUGACUGUCGCUUUGUUUCUGCUACGUAUCGUCUUUUCAAGCUCCCUAAGACGGAACCAGCCAAGAGAUGCCAAGUUGUUUACAACGGAGGGAUCACAGGACAUGAAAAAGAACUAAUAUUUGAUGCAAACUUCACAUUCAAGGAAGGGGAAGUGGUUGAAGUGGAUGGAGAGACAGCGGCUCUCUUGAAGAAUUCACGCUUUGCCCAAGAUUUUCUCUUCAGACCAAGCGGAGCGACCCUGGCAGGCAGUCCUGCAUUAGAAUCUAAGGAUGUCAUCACAGAUCCAUUCAAGCUUGCAGAGGACUUCGACAAGAUGAAGCCCAAAUAUGGCCCUGCUGCUGCUGCUGGAGGCUGCUGUGGCAAAAAGAAAAACUGCUAACAGGGAGCAGGCCAGGAGUGGACUAGAGGCUAAAGAACGAAUCUCAUGAUUUCUAACCUGAUUUCCCCGAUCGCACAGGUCAUAGGAAUAAAUGACAAAAGGUACCGUGUAAUAGGUCACUAAUAAAAAUUAGGAGGAUUGUGUUUUUUUGUGGGGGAUGGGGAAGGUAUCUAUCAAAGGUAUAUCACAAAUAACCUGAUUGAAGCAGUUUUCAUUUAACUAAAUCAAGAGGUCUGGGGCCACCUAGUGGUUAGAAGUGGAAGUGAGCAUCAGUCUUCUGGCUUGAUCCAGAGACCCAAGUUUCAGAAAUAAGUUAGCAGAGGGCAGCAGGAAGGACAUCUUCCCUCUGGACUGUCGCACAUCAUAUUUUGGAUUUUCCUCCAUGUUUAUGUGUUUUAAAAUGCCCCUACUUAAAUCAUGCUAGUCAUGCCAGAAGAUUGCCAAAUCAAAUUUGAUAAGAUUGCUCUUGAGGUAACUAUCUUCAACCUAAUUAAUUUUCUUUUAACUCAAUGAAGGAAAUAAAUGAAUAUUAACUUUCUUUUA
Jaculus jaculus (lesser Egyptian jerboa) is the source of this 1707-nucleotide messenger RNA. RefSeq names its product arsenite methyltransferase (gene As3mt). Gene Ontology annotation, cellular component: cytosol. Lineage: Eukaryota; Metazoa; Chordata; Mammalia; Rodentia; Dipodidae. The transcript is spliced from 11 exons. Gene Ontology annotation, biological process: toxin metabolic process; arsonoacetate metabolic process. Gene Ontology annotation, molecular function: arsenite methyltransferase activity. The record is from RefSeq and is a predicted model, not a curated record. Bases 43 to 1164 code for a protein of 373 amino acids.